Syngnathoides biaculeatus (alligator pipefish) is the source of this 2296-nucleotide messenger RNA. RefSeq names its product TSC22 domain family, member 3 (gene tsc22d3). The transcript is spliced from 4 exons. Lineage: Eukaryota; Metazoa; Chordata; Actinopteri; Syngnathiformes; Syngnathidae. The record is from RefSeq and is a predicted model, not a curated record. Bases 295 to 924 code for a protein of 209 amino acids. Gene Ontology annotation, biological process: regulation of transcription by RNA polymerase II.
UUCAAGUGUACUCCUGCUGUAUGUGUGAGUGAGCAUGUUUUUGUGUUAAGCAAGGAGGGGGGGGGGGGGGGUGUUUACUCUUUCUCCAGCAACAGUAGGAAGGGUGCUGCAGCGGUGUUGGCCCGAGACAAAAGGCUAAACACAGCCGAGCCACAGGAGGGGUGAUACGAGGAUAGGAACAGCCAAAGUGGCCCAGUGGGACUGCACUUCUCAGGGAAGAAUUUAACCUGUCGUAGUUCCUUUUUUGGGUUCUGGACCGCAGACGUGACGCUCCUCAUCCACCUGUCUUCCAAGAUGUCGGACGAUGAGUGUCGUUCACCCAUCGGCCUGGACUGCUGUAGCUGCUGCCUGGACCUGGCCAACGGUUGUGACGACUCUGUGCCUCAGGGCCUUACCACGACGCCGGUGAGCCCCACCAGUCCCAGUGUCAGUCACUUCCGUCAGCUCCGCAACCAGCUGAUAUACCAAAACCUCAACACGGACAAGCUGAAUAACAUCAUGCGGCAGGACUCCCUGGAGUCAGUAGUGAGGGACCCCUGCUUCCUGUUCAAUGAGGGAAUCUGCAACAGCAACAUAGACCAGACAAUGCUGUCUAUCUUGCUCUUCUUUCACAGUGCCUCUGGUGCUAGCGUGGUGGCCAUUGACAACAAGAUCGAGCAGGCAAUGGACCUGGUCAAGAACCACCUCAUGUAUGCUGUGCGAGAGGAAGUGGAGAUCCUCAAAGAGCAGAUCAAGGAGCUGGCAGAAAAGAACAACCAGCUGGAGAGGGAAAACUAUCUGCUGAAGAACCUGGCCAGUCCGGAGCAGCUGGAGAAGUUCCAGUCUCGAAUCCCCACAGAUGUUUUGCUCCCAUUGGACAAUCAGAGCGUCCAGGCGAUGUCCGAGCAGCAGACCUGCAGCCGCAACACCGGCUCUGCUGUGUAAGUGGCUCUGCCUUGGGGCGGGCAGAGCCACUGUCCUUAUUCAGCAAUGGACCUCCAUGUUUUUUUGCGCUACACAACUGCUGCCUCUGAAAGACCAUGAUGGCAAUGAGGGUGUGGCAUUGUGGCUGCAAAUGUCCGAUUGGACAAACACUUGACUCUGAUAAGCACAAAAUUCCAGUCCGGCGCUGUGCCAGUACUGUCCUCUGAUCCCGUCCAAAUCUGCGUUGUGGUCUCGUCCACAAUGAGCGCCGAGAAUCAAGAGAAGGCUGGCCCACUGGACACCACUGAGCGCUUGCUUCCUGAGGGAGGGUUGUCAUCGAAUGUCCUUUUGCUCCUGACUGGGCUGGUCCUGCCGGUGCUAACUUGGAACGUGUGAGCCCGCAAGUUAGGCUAAUUCCCGUCGGCCCACGUAAGAUAUUUACCUGGGUGUUGACGAACAUUACCCCCCCCCACCACCACCCCCCCAGUUUGUUCUACGUUCGUGAGUUCAAUGAUCAUAUGAACAUUUCAAGGAUUCCCAGCGCCAGAUUAACAAGGAUUUAUUCUCCGUGCAGUAGGCUUCAUUCACACUGCAGGGAUGCCCAAAUAAGAUUUUUUUUCUUUUUUUUUUGGGGGGGGGUGGUGAAAUCCAAUCUUUUAAGAUAGCCUUUCACAUUACAAUAACAAAUGACUUGUAUUGCGGAUGUAAUUUGUCCAUAAAGUGACAUGCACGUGUGCAAAACAGAAUGGAAGUGUCUUGAUGCAUUUCUGGAACAAUAUUGAUGGAAAGGGGUGGCAAUUAAUUUGCACUUUGUGUAAAGUAUUUAAAAACAAACAUUUAAAACCAAAGUACAGAAAAAUAAGAAGUUUUAAAAUAUUCAAAAACAAUCUUUACGAAAGAGGCUUGGGUUGUAUUUGGGAGAGGAGGGGGUGGCUAAAUUGUACUUAUACAUGUUACACUGGGGCAAAACAAAUUGGAAUUUACCUACAGUGUGAACAUAUCCUGAUGUGUUGACAGAGAUUUAAAAAAAUAAUCAACAGGAUGAGCAUAGGUCAUGUUUAGAGUAAUAUCGAGCUGGCUGGCUGACUGAUUCAUACUGUACUGAUUCAAAAUCUGUUUUGUUGUAUUGUCUGCAACUGAGGCUUGCUGCUGUUGUGUGGAAUUCAUCCUGCCAUUUUCCUUUUUUUUUUUUUUUGUUUGUUGUUUGGGUUUAGACAAAAUCAGUUUUGUGAAAUAAAUGCUCUUCAGAGAUUGUUUUCCCAACACUGAACGCACACAGAACAUCUUCCUAGGAUAAAACCGUAAGCAUUGGAUGUUAUUUCAGAUAUUUUGAAUCUGCAUCUGCCAUUUUGUUACCCUGAUGCCAAUUAAAAAAAAAUAAUAAAAAAAAAAA